AUGAAUGCCUUGCUACAACUCACAACGCGCACGACCAAGCCCGACGUUGCAGCUGUUGUAAUCCAUGCCAUUGCCAAGGUUUUUGCGUCACUGACGGGAAGCGAAUCAGAACCGUGGGCGGCGGAGAGGAAGUCAAGGACGUCGUUACUCUUGGCUCGCAUAUUACACUCUAUGGAGCCUCUCACGUUGAACCCCAACCUCGAGGUCCAGGAACGUGCCGUCGAAUUUACAGAACUGCUAAAACUCACAGCUGAGGCGGCGUCGGGCCAACCCGCUUCUACAGAUGAAGAGUCACAAGAUCCUCCCCUUCUACUGACGCAAGCUAUCCCUUCACUAUUCAAUGGUGGCGAGCUGAACUCGGUCGCAGCUGGUGCCCAGUUCAAUGUACCUGUUCCUGACGGACUUAAUCUGGAUGAGCCAAUUCACUCCAAUCUUAACCAUCUCUUGGCCAAGGCCGACGUCGUCACACUCGAUACGGAUGACUCGGAUGAAUUUGAAGUUUAUUACCAUCAGAAACCAGCACCCACGAGCGUUUCAUCCUCUGCUCCAGCCAUCACUCUUCUCGCGGAACCAGAGGAGAACAUUGGUGCAUCUUACCAACAACCUUCAGAAGAUAGCUAUCUGGAUGCCGACAUUAUCGCGCGGCGGAAAGCGGACAGAGUAGAGAGAAACAAGGACGAUCCGUUCUACAUUGGCGGUGAUAAUGCACCGCAGACCUCCACUUCCAUUCAUAAUAUUCUUCAAAACAGCAACGGACCGGAUCUGGACAUCGACGCGAUCCCUGUGAUGGAGCUUGACCUCGACAAGCUAAAUGCACCUGCGUCUACAAAAGCCCAGCGAUUGCCAGCGAAACCACGACAGCGAGUCGUGAUUGCCGCAGACGAGACACUGCAAGGCGGCGACAACUCGCCCAGAAACUACGACUCAGAAAACAACUCUGACUCCAUGGCCGCCAAGAGCAAAGCAAGGAAACUCAAGCAGUCACUUCUGCAGGUAGACUCGAGCACCAUUGGCUCCUUCAGCCUCGAGGGCGAACCAAAGGGCGGCUUCGACCACGAGCAGCAGCAGCGUGAGGAGGCAGAGAUGCAGCAGGCGAUGCAAGAGGUGGAGCGUCUGCGUCUAGAGAUGCAGCGCGCCAACGAGCGCAUCCAGGUCGCGCAGGGUGUCGACGUUGAGGGCACCGUCAUCAAGAAAAAGAAGAAGAAGAAGAAGGCGGACGAAGAAGCGGCGCCCGGCGUAGAGACCAUGGUGAAGAAGAAGAAAAAGGUCAAGAAGGCAGUGCCGGAGGAGGCAGUGGGAGAACCAGGCGCUGGUGAUGCUGCGGUGGGUGUGAUUGCGCCCAAGAAGAGGAAGAAGCAGAAGCAACCUGCUGCUGCUGCGCCCGUGGAAGCAGAAAUUGGCGAUGCCUAA
Molecule: messenger RNA, 1410 nt
Organism: Akanthomyces muscarius
Lineage: Eukaryota; Fungi; Ascomycota; Sordariomycetes; Hypocreales; Cordycipitaceae
Exons: 1
Coding region: 1-1410 (469 amino acids)
Biological process (GO): protein targeting to vacuole; Golgi to vacuole transport
Cellular component (GO): AP-3 adaptor complex; endosome membrane
Source: RefSeq, a predicted model, not a curated record